UUCUGCUCUGACUGUGAAAUGGGUAGGCCGCGUGUUGUACGGUCUGAAGAACAGCGUGCCUGCCAAGAACGACGGCAUGAACCGAAAAGGGAGAAUAGGUGCGGCGGCGGUGGAAAGAGACCACCAACGAUGAGCGGGCCGCUAACGCCAAGUUUAAGCGUGCGGCCCGCCAGGACCGCGAGGCGGAAAGAAAUGCGAACUGCCCAUGUGGCCCCGCUCCCGCAAACUUAGAACGUUUCACCGGAGCAACGGUCAAUCAGAACAUACACAGCUUCACUGGUAUCCACCUUCGGAGUGGAAUGGCAGUGAAUUUCUUUUUUUGCCUUAUGACAACGGCUUCGUCGCCCUCGUCUUCGAGAAAAACAGGCAUACCUUACUACAGCGGCGCAUUCGCCGCGUCCGGCGAAUUUGUGCGAGCGAAUUUUGUAGUGAACGGGGUACACAGAGACUACGAACUCUCAGUUUUUGAAGAAUUAUACGACAGCAUUGAGAAGAAAGCUACUUUUAGAGUAACGAAGAAUGGGGACGUCAUGACCUACGUUCAAGACUUUCGCACUAAGCGCAACUACCUGAUACGUACUUAUGACGGAAUCACAACGUGUGUGGACGUCCCUGAAGCGAAUUUCACGCGUAGGGAGUUCGUGACUGUUGUAUCGGCGCCGGACGAAAGGAUCUACUUUUUCCUUCGAGACCUUCUUGUGCUGAAGUCUUACGUGAAAGUGCAGACACGGGUCGACGACCUUGUGCGUGGCCAGUCUUGCCGCAUUCGCGGAUUUCACACAUCUGACCACGAGAUCAGAGGCACCAUGACGUGGACUUUAAACAACUCGACGAUGCGUGAUCUAAAGAGACCUCCUGCAGGAAUAACAGAUUUGCCAGUUGCCAUGAAGCUCCCAAGAAAUGCUACACUAGAGGUACCUUUGCAAGGGCAUUUUAUUUUUCGUCGCGACGGCUUCAGCGAAGAGAGCAUUACCAUGAACAUCCUAAACUUUGAAUUCAUCGGCAAGGCUAUUCGGAACAAUCUCUUUGAGGUCCCCGACGGAGUGCGGUGCGAAGGGAACAGGAAGAGCGGCCUGGCACAUCCUGUGUAUUACAACAUGCGAGUGUUCAGUUACAGUGCCAGGGUGAAGAGCUCUACCUCGAAGCAUACUCGCAUUAUAAAUGGUUUCAUAGACGUCAAUCGAAACUUGCACAGGCUGGACUACAAGGCUUGGAAUAACCCUUCGUCGAUUGAACAAACCGUGAUUUUUUCUGGGAAGGAAGGCAUGGCCUACCACGUAACCCGUUCAGGAGCGUGUUCUGCGGGGAACAUCACUGAUGUCGAUUUCGACAAGCAGAUGAUUAUGCUCCCCCGAUUCAUGGAGAAACUUUCACCUAAAACGUUUUUUGCUGGGAACAGUUCUGCGACCAUUGCCUACAAGAAAAUCGCUGUGAAAGGUGGGAUUCCGUGUCAUGUCUGGGACAUCGUCCGUUUUGAUUGGCCUUCAAAUGGCCUGAAGACGUUGUGGGAGUGGUGCUUCGUAGACAAGUCUUACUUUGCACCGUCUUCCGAAACUACUUCGUCCCAUAUAGUAAGCUUGGAUAUACACGUUUUGGAGUUGCCGCAGGCACCAUUCUAUGGCUUAGUACCAGGAGAAAAACUCUCAUUCCAAUUCUUUGACAUCAAUAAGGAAACUUCCGAGUUGGUCGAACUUCAGGGGUUCGACAUUACGCCCUGUUACCAAGGGAGCUCGUCUCUAAGAAAGUUGGUUCUUACGUUAGAAGAAAAGGCCGGUUCUGAAGCAGUCUACAAGAAACCAUCUUUCAUCUUUGCGGCCCAGAAAGCGGUCACAAACGUUGGGAAAGUACCUGUCCUUCAUGUCAAAGUUGCGACGAACGACCAGCUAAAUUUUGCUGACCGCAAAAGGAUGGUGACGUUUACUCUUUUGGGAAGCAUCAACGGGAUCCCUAGUAUCCAACUGGACUCAGCCGUCGUACUUCUACAGCAGGCCAUCAGCAGGAAAUCAUUGAAGGUGUUUCACGAAAAGGAAUUCUACGUAGUGGAGCAAUUGUCUUUGUUCUGAAGCAACGCAAAUCCUUCCGAACUAGGUUUCAAGAAUACCCGCGAGUUAAAAUUCUCCGAAACAUCACCGACGUUUGAAAAUAACGUCUGAUGUAUUUUAGUUUUAUGCUUAACCUUUUCAAACUCUGGCAUCGUAGUGUAUUUUCUAUGUAAAGCACUUUUCUGUUGUCGUUUUACUCCUCAAGUAAGUGUUUGCCGGGGCCACAGCCUACGACAAUAAAGAGAUCUGCGCAAACAUCCUCAAACACUCGGGCAGUUUAAACAAGUUGUUUAACUGUCUGCCGCUAACGCCUCUCUUGAUUAAUUUUAGUAGUCUAGAUUAUGAUGGUGUGCCUGUACUGAAAUUGUGCAUACCUUUUUAGCUCAGAAACAUAUUUCGCUGUAAUUUUGUCAAACUGAUCAGCGGCUACUUCAGGACCAAAAUGUAUAGUUUAAACGACGUGUUAUUUUAUACAUCCUCAUCGUCGCCACCGUCGUCGUCAUGGUCGUCCUGUAUUAUGCCAACUGCCGGACGAAGGCACUCUCCCGGCGAUGCACAAUAGGCGGUGUCUCAAACAUGGUGUCUAUAUAUGACGUAUUUCCGGCUCUGAAAUCACUCCCGGCAGAUGCAGUCAGCAAAGGCGUAGUAUUUGAGAUUGUUCUCUAUUGCUCGGAGGAAGCCGUCGCGGGGACCAGGAUUUGGACACCCCCUAUUACCUCUUUCUUGCGUCAACUAACUCCAUCCAAGGCCUUUUUGGUUUGGAACGGGGCUAAAAUUACAUGUUUGGCUUGCAUCCUCAAUUAUGCGAGAAGAAGUGAAGGAAUAUUAUGUGCGAUGUCAUUAGUGGAAUUUCAAACACAGCAGCCUCAAGUACCACCAAAGCCAGACAAUACGACGGGGAGGGGCUGCUGCAGUCAUUUUUCAGCGUGCUCAUGCAAGCACGUCAUCUAAUAGUAGCGCGGUCUUCUCUAUUUAAAUCAAACGGUUGUGUGCGGACGCACAUAAGGGGGAAGACUUUGCUGUCAACUAUUGCAGCAUCUACAUACUAAUUAGGGGACAUGUGACCCGUACGAAAAAUAGUUAAUUAUAUUUGAACGUUUAAAAUGUUGGCCGAACAUUGGCCUCAUUUAUUGAGCUACUUGGGUAGUUGAUUACUUGCAUUGAAUUACAUUUUCUUAGAGUUGCUUAUUGGUCCAUGAAUUCUACGAGUGCCGACGCCGGCGGUA
This is a messenger RNA of Dermacentor silvarum, 3268 nucleotides long. RefSeq lists its product as uncharacterized. NCBI's taxonomy places the organism in Eukaryota, Metazoa, Arthropoda, Arachnida, Ixodida, Ixodidae. The transcript has 13 exons. The record is from RefSeq and is a predicted model, not a curated record. Bases 300 to 2063 code for a protein of 587 amino acids.